Messenger RNA from Pantherophis guttatus, 1627 nucleotides. The record is from RefSeq and is a predicted model, not a curated record. Lineage: Eukaryota; Metazoa; Chordata; Lepidosauria; Squamata; Colubridae.
GAGGAGGAACAGGAGGAGGAACAGGAAGAGGGGCAUGAGAACCAGGAAGAGGAGGAGGAGGAGGAGCAGGAAAAGGACCAGGAGGAGCAGGAGGAGGAGCAGGAAGAGAACCAGGAGGAGGGUCAGGAGGAGGAGGAACAGAAAGAGGAACAGGAAGAACAGGAAGAGGGGCAGGAGAACCGGGAAGAGGAGGAGGAACAGGAAGAACAGGAAGAGGGGCAGGAGAACCGGGAAGAGGAGGAGGAGCAGGAGGAGGAGCAGGAAAAGGAGCAGGAGGAGGAGCAGGAAGAGAAGCUGGAGCAGGGUCAGGAGGAGAAGGAGGAACAGAAAGAGGGACAGGAGGAGCAGGAGCAAGAGGAGCAGGAAGAGGAGCAGGAAGGGGAGCAGGAAGAGGAGCAGCAGGGGCAGGGGCAGGAGCAGGAGCAGGAAGAGAAGAAGGAGGAGCAGGAGCAGGAAGAGGAGCAGGAAGAGGAGCAGGAAGAACAGGAGCAGGAACAGGAAGAGGGGCAGGAACAGGAGGAGGAACAGGAGCAGGAGGAACAGCUGGAGGUGGAGCAACAGGAGUCUGUGAAAGGAGAAGGGGAAGAGAAUGAAGAGGAGGAAAAACCCAACAUAGAAGAUGAAGAAAAAAGUGAGACAGAAUCUGUGAAAGAAAAAGAAGAGGAGGAAGAGAAAGAAACAGAAACAGAAGAGGAUAUAAUAUUAGGGGAACCUAAGGAAGGAAAAGAGGAUGAAGAACAGGAGAAGGACGUGAAAGUAGAACAGGGAGAAAAAGAAGUAAUAUAUGAAGAAAAUAAUCAGGAAAUGGAAGCCAAAAGUGAAGGAGACAAAGAAGUGAAUGAUGAAGAGGAAAUGGAUGAAGAACAAAAAGAACAAAAAGAAACCCCAAAAGAUGAUCAAGAAGCUGAAGAUGUGACAGAUAAUAGUGCAGUAGAAAUGGAUGAAAAAGAAAGCGAAGGAGAUGAACCUGCAGAAAAUGUUGGUGAAUCUCAGGCCAUUAUUGAGGAAGAGAUUCCUGACAGUAGUGAACAGAAAUCUGAGGACAAUGCCAGUUUGGAGGCAAAAAGUGAGGCAUGUUCAGAAACAGCAGAAGUUGAAGAAGAGGAUGAGAACAAGGAGGGUGAUGAAGCUGGAGAGAAUGAAGCAGAAGGUGAAGAUAGCAAUGAAUCUGUACAGAACCCAGAAGAUGACAGAGGAACAAAAGAGAAUGGGACCACUGAAGCAUCAGAGAAAGGAUCUGAGGGGAUUUUUUCACAACAGUCUCAGGAAGGAUCUGGAUAUACAAGUGAUGAAGAUGAGUCUAAGAAAAAAAACAAUAUUAGCAAUGAGGAUGGUGAUUGUGGAAGUGAUGGGGAAUCUAAAUUGGUUAUAGAGAGUAAGCCUGCAAAGAUGUAUCCUGACAGUAAUGAAGAGGAGGAGGAAGACCAAUCAUCUCAGGCAAGCUUUGUGAUGGGAGAAGAUCCCCCAAAUGAAGACAAUGAAGAUAGUCAUCGAGUCUCUAAAAAGAAAAAGCAGAACUCAAAUGUUAUUGAUGAAGAUGAUCUGGACUUUUAAAAUGAAUUGACUUGAGCAUGUUUGACAUAUUUGGAUUUUUUUCUCAACUAUUAAAUGAGUCUUUAAGGUAAAA